CUAACUUCGUCCCUACAACUUAUCCGACUCCGCACUACUUUGUCAUCAUCACUAUCCUUCUGCUCUCUCCCUUGGAGAACGGUUUCUCUCAGCCAUCCUCUCCACCCCCUCCUCACUCUAAUCUCCGCUCCUCCCCGCCAUGAUCGGUCAUCCCUAAUCCCUCCGACUUCCGCCCGCACCACCAACACCACCAACACCACCCACGCUUGCCGAUUGAAUCCCACACAAUGCUUCACUUCCGCACCCAAGGCUUUAACGGCUGCGCGGUCAAAUAUUCUCCCUUCUUCGACAACCGACUCGCCGUUGCCGCGUCCGCCAAUUAUGGACUGGUUGGCAAUGGCCGUCUCUUCAUUCUCGAAUUGACCCCGCAGGGCAUUGUGCCCGCCAAGCACUUCACCACGCAAGACUCCCUCUAUGACCUUGCCUGGUCCGAGAUUAACGAGCAUCAAGUCCUGACCGCCAGCGGUGACGGCAGCAUCAAGCUCUUCGACACGAGCCUUAACGACUUCCCCGUGCAGAGCUGGAAGGAGCACAACCGCGAGGUCUUCAGCGUGCAUUGGAACCUGGUGGCCAAGGACCGAUUCAGCUCCAGCAGCUGGGACGGCACAGUGCGCGUCUGGUCGCCGCAUCGGCCGCACUCGCUGCUGACCCUGCCGACGCACAGCUGCACCUACGCCGCCAGCUUCUCGCCGCACUCGCCCGACCUACUAGCCUGCGUUACCUCGGACUCGUACCUGAGAUUGUACGAUCUGCGCACCCCGGCCUCCGCGUCAAACCACUUGACCCUGCAGAUUCCGAUCCACGCGGGGGGUUCCCCAGCAGCGGCAGCAGCAGCACCCCAACCAGCACCAGGCGCACCGCCGCCCCUGAUGGCUGGGGGCUCUGUGGCGCCCGCUGAGGCCUUGACGAUGGAUUGGAACAAAUACCGGCCCUCGACGCUGGCAACGGCGGGAGUGGAUCGCACCAUCCGGACUUUUGAUAUCCGGGCCCCGCACCAGGGCCCGCAGGCCGUCAUGCUGGGCCACGACUACGCCGUUCGCAAGGUCGCCUGGUCGCCGCACCUGUCGAACGUCCUGCUCAGCGCCAGCUACGAUAUGACCUGCCGCGCCUGGACGGAUCAGUCCCCCGCGGGCGUGGUCGGUGAUGUCGACAUGAUGCGCGGCGGGCCCGGCCCCAACAUGGGCGUGGAGCUGGGCCGCAUGGGUCAGCACACGGAGUUCGUUACAGGGGUGGAUUGGUGUUUGUUUGGAAGUGAGGGGUGGUGUGCCAGCGUUGGCUGGGAUGAGAGUUUGUAUGUCUGGGAUGUACGGGCUGUGAUGGGUGGUUGAUUUGUAGGGGUGUUGGUGACUGGACUCCUUUUUUUUGUAUUAUGGAUAUAUGAUGAUUCUUUAGACUGCAUGAUACCAG
This is a messenger RNA of Aspergillus saccharolyticus JOP 1030-1, 1407 nucleotides long. It is a transcript of the gene pex7, whose product is annotated as putative peroxisome biosynthesis protein (Peroxine-7). Lineage: Eukaryota; Fungi; Ascomycota; Eurotiomycetes; Eurotiales; Aspergillaceae. The coding region runs from base 228 to 1328 and encodes 366 amino acids. The record is from RefSeq and is a predicted model, not a curated record. The transcript has 2 exons. Gene Ontology annotation, molecular function: protein binding. Gene Ontology annotation, biological process: protein import into peroxisome matrix. Gene Ontology annotation, cellular component: cytosol; peroxisomal matrix.